Molecule: messenger RNA, 947 nt
Organism: Abrus precatorius (Indian licorice)
Lineage: Eukaryota; Viridiplantae; Streptophyta; Magnoliopsida; Fabales; Fabaceae
Product: UPF0047 protein YjbQ-like
Exons: 7
Coding region: 112-636 (174 amino acids)
Source: RefSeq, a predicted model, not a curated record
AAAAACAAAAAAGGGACUAGGAUGGGGCGAGACACUUGCUGUUGCUUAACGAACCGAGUCGGUUGGAGUUAACCUUCUUAUGGUACGCUGUUAAAACUGAAACUGGGAAACAUGCAAGCGUCAUCCAUCUGUGUAGCCAAGUUUUCAGUUGGCGUGAAGGCGCAGCACCCAACAGUGAAGAAAGAGUCCAUGGCGGAGUCCACCAUCCCCAAGUGGGCCCAAAAGACCGUUAGUUUACCUCCUCUCAGACGCGGCUGCCAUCUCGUCACUUCCAAGAUUGUCAAAGAAAUCGAGCAUGACCUCUCUGGAUUCAAGUGCGGCCUCGCUCAUCUCUUCUUGCAACACACGAGUGCUUCUCUCACCAUUAAUGAGAAUUACGACUCUGAUGUUCGCGAUGAUACUGAAACCUUCCUCAAUCGGAUAGUUCCCGAGGGGUCAUCUGCGCCUUGGAAGCAUACUCUAGAGGGCCCAGAUGACAUGCCGGCUCAUAUUAAAUCAUCGAUGUUUGGUUGUGCACUCACGAUACCGAUUACAAAUGGAAAGCUUAACAUGGGGACAUGGCAGGGUAUAUGGCUUUGUGAGCAUCGGGAUCAUCCUACCUCACGAAGAGUUGUUGUCACUCUAAAUGGAAUAUAAGGUGCCAAGUGUGUUUGCUUUACUUCAUCUUCGUGACUAUGUUCAAGAGAAACUCAAUUUGUAAUUUUUAGCAGGAUAUGUUCGAGACAAACCUAUUUUGCCUAUGUAAUUUGAGCACCUUGAUAUGUACGCAACUGCGAAUAGCGUUAUGCCUAUAUAUAAUUUAAUGCAUAUAAACAUUCUGAAUAAUUAUUUUCUAUUUUGUUUUGGGGGUAGGGUUACAACAUUCCGAAUAGUUAAUAUUUAUACGUGUUUCCUACCAAGGUCUGGGAAUUGAUAAACAGUGCUAUAGAUUUUAGGCAUUGAUCAAA